UGUGUUAAUAGUUUCAAACAAAAAUUCAUGAAAACUGCUUACUUAUGUAUUUUUCAGUACAUAUUUAAAUUUAUACAUUUCCCUUUCGCAGAGAAUAAUCAGUACAAAAUUACUGUGCUUGAGCCAAAACGCUGGUCUCUAUUAUGUGCUUCAACAUUGUUAAUGAGCACAAAGAAUGUAAUUGCAUGUUUUCUAACGUGCCACAGUUAUGUUACAUCAUAUAACUGGAGUUACAAUAAAAACAGCAGCGGACUGUAAGCACCCAGCCAAGCCUUGGCUGCCUUGACCCGUAUCUGGGCUUUCACUCCAGUAGGCUGCCUCCAGCACAGCUGAUGUCAGCUGUCAUGUAACAAGAUGAGGCUUCUCCCACUGUUACUGCUCCUGUCAACUCUAUCUUGUAUCCAAGCCCGAGUUUUGUUUCCAGAGGAAGUUGUUUCGUUCUUAUCAUUUGUCUAUUCAGUGUUGCCACCCGUUAAAAUUGGGAAAGACAGUCGAUUCGGAGUAGGUUUCCGGGUGGGUCCCAAUGCAGACUUCCAGGUUCUCCUAGAACUGGGGCCACAGAGUGAGACGCAACCUCUCGGCCCUAGCGGUAACAGCAAACGGCAAACUCUGGACAGUGGCUUGGCCAACAGCAAUGUUAAAAAACCCAGCCAAGCUAAAAGGUUAAAAAAGAAGAAAAACACAGUUCUAAUAAAAACGACAAAUGAAAGUAUUAAAGAUAUAAAGACAAACACUUCAAUUAGUGUGCAAUAAACAGUCUUAAUAUGUAUUCAAAAUUAUUAACAAUGAAAGCAUUUCUGAAAACACCAAAGUGACACACUGUAAUUGUAAACAUACAGGAAAUGUCAAAUGAACUCUAACACCUAAUAUAAUACACAAAGAAAAUCAAACAGUACAUAAUAAUCCUAAAAUUUUAUACAAUAAAGUAUGACAAGCACUGAAA
Molecule: messenger RNA, 943 nt
Organism: Homalodisca vitripennis (glassy-winged sharpshooter)
Lineage: Eukaryota; Metazoa; Arthropoda; Insecta; Hemiptera; Cicadellidae
Exons: 3
Coding region: 355-753 (132 amino acids)
Source: RefSeq, a predicted model, not a curated record